Molecule: messenger RNA, 684 nt
Organism: Benincasa hispida (wax gourd)
Lineage: Eukaryota; Viridiplantae; Streptophyta; Magnoliopsida; Cucurbitales; Cucurbitaceae
Product: excitatory amino acid transporter
Source: RefSeq, a predicted model, not a curated record
UGAUAAUUUGGGCGUACAAAAAUAGUGAAGGGUUGAAGGUGUCACCAAAUUACGAAGUGGUGAAGUAAGAGUGAAGGGAGGGAGAUCGCGGUUCCGGCUAAACACCAGAUUAUCGAUUCGCUGACAUUAAAACAUGGCAUGGAGUGCGACGAUGAUCGGAGCCCUUCUGGGCCUCGGCACACAGAUGUACUCCAAUGCUCUCCGUAAACUCCCUUACAUGCGCCAUCCUUGGGAGCACUUGGUUGGAAUGGGACUGGGAGUCGUGUUCGUCAAUCAGCUGGUCAAAUGGGACGCUAAGCUCCAGGAGGACCUUGACAAGAUGCUCGAUAAGGCCAAAGCGGCCAACGAGCGACGCUACUUUGAUGAUGACGAUGAUUGAUUGGAAAUCCCCCUAAUGCAUUGUGGCUUUUUUAUAUGAGGUCAUCUGUGUUCUUUGUUUUUUUUUUUUAAUUUUUUUUUUUUAAAAAAUAGAAGUCACCCAUGUUUAAAGAGACUGAGGUCUUGUUGAGCCUAUCUGUCAAUUAUUGACACACUGUUCUGAAAUAUUUUGACAUUCCAAGUUUUUGUUGGCUGUUCCUUUGUUUCUGCUGCGCAGCAACUUAAUACGAAGGGUAAUGUUUGAGAUCUGUAAUAAUAAGGGAUUGCCAUUUGUGUAAUAACAUGCGCCGCUACUCUCUCAUCAAA